This is a messenger RNA of Labrus bergylta (ballan wrasse), 2415 nucleotides long. Its product is annotated as sushi domain-containing protein 2. NCBI's taxonomy places the organism in Eukaryota, Metazoa, Chordata, Actinopteri, Labriformes, Labridae. The record is from RefSeq and is a predicted model, not a curated record.
CAGGCCAGAGAAAAACCUGUCAAGAUGGAAAGAUUGACCACAGUCUUAUUUGUCGCUCUGGUUUUAUUUAUCUGCAGGACAUCAGGACUGUCAUGUGAAAUUGGAUGUGGGGAAACAUUUCCCGAAUGCUCAUGUUCCUCAACAUGCACGUCUCUGGGAACCUGCUGUACCGACUAUAAAGAGUACUGUGUGGAUAUCCUUCCAUACUCUGGGUCCAUUCUGGGUGGGACUGAUUUUAUGCUACUGGAAGCAAGUUUCAAUAAGACUUCCCACAUUGUGUGCAGGUUCAACAAUAAUACAGACACUGUGGGAUAUGUGGAAGAAAGUGGUAGAGGCCAUUGUAUCUCCCCAUUGUUAUUCGAGACUGGAUGGGUUCCUUUUCAAGUCUCCUCUGAUAACGGCACCACAUUCAGCAGAGAAGGAUCCUGGCUCUCAGUUCAUAUUGGGAAGUUAGAUGCUAAGUUUAAGGCGAUUCUGGUCAACUCUACAAAAUGGCAGUACUAUGGUACUCCUGAUGUUGGAGGCAUUCUGGAGAUGACGUGGAAUACCUCGUUGGUCAGAGCCAAGAGGGUGAACAUAGAGCUGUGGGGGUACAGAGAGACAGGAAAAGCUUAUACAGACACCUGGCAGGGUGAGUGGGCAUAUCUGUACUCACUUGCUAGGAAUCACACCAACAACGGCUCCUUUAGCUUUCUGCCCAAACCAGCAGAAAAUGGCUUUUCAAGUUGGGAGCUAGGUUCUGUACGUGUCAGCCCCAGCUGCUACAAGGAUGGCAUGUGGAAUGUACAGGCUGCAUGGACCGAGGAUCACGCUCUGGCCUGGCAUCUGGAGGAGAAGUUCAGGCAGAACUCGACAGCUUGGGCUUCAGACAAAUGUUUAGCAUGGGGUAAACUGGAAGAUCAGCUGCCUAACUUCCUCAAUGACAUCAUCGACUGCCCCUGCACUCUGGCUCAAGCCAGAGCCGACACAGGGAGGUUUCAUACUGAUCAAUACUGUGAUAUAGAGACAGGGAGUGAGUGCACCUACCAUCCUGGCAGCGUUCAUUGUGUGAGGGCCGUACACGCCAGCCCCACAUACGCAUCAGGACAGCAGUGCUGCUAUGACAGCACUGGCGCUCAGGUCCUCACAUCAGACUCGAAUGGGGGCAGCAGUCCAGACCGAGCACACGAAUGGGGAUCUCCUCCAUUCAUGAAGCCACCUCGCGUUCCUGGUGACUCCCACUGGGUGUACGAUGUGCUCAGCUUCUACUACUGCUGCCUCUGGUCCGACAACUGCUCCAACUACUUCAAACUCCGGCCGUCCAGUGACUGCAGGCACUACAGGGCGCCCAGGUCAGCUGUGGUGUUUGGAGAUCCCCACUUCAUAACAUUCAACGGUGUCAGCUACUCCUUCAACGGCAAAGGGGAGUACACUUUGGUGUCCUCAGAGAAGAAACAUCUGACAAUCCAAGGCAGAACUGAGCCAGUGAAUGGAACCUUUAUAAAAGCAACAAAGUUGACAUCUGUGGCCAUGCGAGAAGCAGACUCUGAUGUGAUUGAGGUGCGGCUGGUCACGGGUCACAAAGGCCUGGAAGUGUUGCAGAAUCAGAAAACCCUCCCGUUUACUGAGCAGAGCUGGAUGGACCUGCAUGGUGUGUUUGUCUUUUCCCCCGCCUCGACAAAUGUGACUGUGAUGUUUUCCUCUGGAGCUGGGGUGGAAGUGCGACUGAGAGAGGGAACCAUGACCACCACCGUGCUCCUGCCCGAGGAGUUCAGAAACUCCACUGUAGGAUUGUUGGGACGGAUGAACAACGACCCUAAGGAUGACCUCGCACUCAGCAACGGGCAGCUUGUGCGGAACCACAGCAAUCCUGAGGAGCUGUUCAGCUUCGGAGCAAGCUGGGCUGUCUUCAACAGGUCUGCUUUGUUCACUUAUGACUCUGAAUAUCUUUUGGAACAAUACCGCUCUGGUCCUAGACAUGACCUGAGUUUUCUUCCAGUGUUUUCUGUCCCUGAGAAUCCAGAUGAUCCUUUAGCCAAUCAGGCAUCAGAGAUCUGCUCUGGAGAGGGCUCACAGUUCUGCAGGUACGAUAUCCUGGUUGGCCGUAGUGCAAGCAUGGGAAAUGCUACCAGAGUAUCUUUCCAAAGUUACAUUUCUCUAGUUCAGGAUCUAAAGCAAGUUGUUUCCUGUGGAUGGCUGAGGUCACCAGAUAAUGGUAAGAAGGAGGGGACUACAUACUUACAAGGAGCGAAGGUGCAGUUUUCCUGCGAUGACGGCUACACUCUCAAAGGAUCCGCAGAGCGCGUGUGCCUGGGGAGCGGCUUAUGGUCUGGAGCAGAGACAAGCUGCGUGAUUCCCAGUAACAUUGCAGGAAUUGUAGCCGGUUCAGUCGCUGGAGCUUGUUGGGCUCACAGGCUUAAGACAGGCAAACAAUGA